GAAUUACGCUUUUAUUAACGUUUCAGGCUGAAAUCAGAGCCAAAAACCACGUGGCUUUGGAUUGGGUGGGACUUAAUAGUUUCUUGAACCAACCAACGCAAACACACACACACACACGCACUCUCUCUCUCUCUCUCUCUCCUCUUUCUUAAUGUGCGCGCGUGGUGAUACGAAUAUACGAGGAGUUGAACAGAGGAGGGCAAAACAAUCACACGCACAUCACACACACUCAGCGUAUGUUUUAGCUUCACACUAGGUAGGUAAAAGGAAGAUGAGUAAGCUAAACACAUCGAGCUCUGAAUUGGAUUUCGAUCGCCCCAAUAUCGAAGACUAUCUUCCUUCCGGAUCCAUUCAAGAGCCUCACGGCCAGCUCCGCCUGCAUGAUUUGCUCGAUAUUUCACCGACUCUAACUGAGGCAGCUGGUGCAAUUGUUGAUGACUCUUUCACAAGAUGCUUCAAGUCAAAUCCUCCAGAACCCUGGAACUGGAACAUAUACUUGUUUCCUUUGUGGUGCUUGGGUGUUGUUGUCAGAUAUGGGUUUCUUUUCCCAUUAAGGGUAAUAGUAUUGACAAUAGGAUGGAUCGUAUUUCUCUCAUGCUAUUUUCCUGUGCAUUUCCUGUUAAAAGGGCAUGACAAACUGAGAAAGAAAUUAGAGAGAGGUCUAGUGGAGUUGAUUUGCAGUUUUUUCGUUGCAUCAUGGACUGGGGUUGUCAAGUACCACGGUCCACGUCCCAGCAUGCGGCCUAAGCAGGUUUUUGUGGCUAAUCACACAUCCAUGAUUGAUUUCAUUGUUUUGGAACAAAUGUGUGCAUUUGCAGUGAUUAUGCAGAAGCAUCCUGGGUGGGUUGGAUUACUGCAGAGCACUAUUUUGGAAAGUCUAGGAUGUAUCUGGUUCAACCGCUCAGAGUCCAAGGAUCGUGAAAUUGUUGCAAGAAAGCUACGAGAACAUGUCCAUGGGGUUGAUAAUAAUCCUCUUCUUAUAUUCCCUGAGGGAACUUGUGUAAAUAACCACUACACUGUGAUGUUUAAGAAGGGUGCAUUUGAACUUGGCUGUACCGUAUGUCCAAUUGCAAUCAAGUAUAACAAGAUUUUUGUCGAUGCCUUCUGGAACAGCCGAAAGCAAUCCUUCACAACACAUUUGUUGCAGCUUAUGACAUCAUGGGCUGUUGUUUGUGAUGUUUGGUACUUGGAGCCUCAGAAUCUGAAACCUGGGGAAACUGCAAUCGAAUUUGCUGAGAGGGUGAGGGACAUUAUUUCUGUGCGAGCAGGUCUUAAGAAGGUGCCAUGGGAUGGGUAUUUGAAGUACUCUCGCCCCAGUCCAAAGCAUCGUGAACGCAAGCAAGAAAGCUUUGCGGAAUCAGUUCUACGUCGCCUGGAAGAGUAAUAGAUUGAGAUACAUAAUAAUAAUAAUAAUAUAUUUUGUUGUUUAUUGUCCUUCGUUUGUUAGCUGUUUCAUAAUUCAACAUACUGCUACGAAGAACAUUUCAUUUCCUCAUUUCUGUACCUCGUUAUGGAGGAAAACAUUUCAUAAAGUGUUUCAAAUUAGUUUGUCAACCAACUUUGUCAAUAUUAAAGCUGAACAUUCCAGGCCUUUUGAAUUUGAAGAAAA
Molecule: messenger RNA, 1609 nt
Organism: Erythranthe guttata (spotted monkey flower)
Lineage: Eukaryota; Viridiplantae; Streptophyta; Magnoliopsida; Lamiales; Phrymaceae
Gene: GPAT9
Product: glycerol-3-phosphate acyltransferase 9
Biological process (GO): triglyceride biosynthetic process
Cellular component (GO): endoplasmic reticulum
Molecular function (GO): glycerol-3-phosphate O-acyltransferase activity
Source: RefSeq, a predicted model, not a curated record